Chaetura pelagica (chimney swift) is the source of this 2257-nucleotide messenger RNA. It is a transcript of the gene SLC23A2, whose product is annotated as solute carrier family 23 (ascorbic acid transporter), member 2. Gene Ontology annotation, cellular component: membrane. Gene Ontology annotation, biological process: L-ascorbic acid metabolic process; transmembrane transport. NCBI's taxonomy places the organism in Eukaryota, Metazoa, Chordata, Aves, Apodiformes, Apodidae. The record is from RefSeq and is a predicted model, not a curated record. Bases 152 to 2128 code for a protein of 658 amino acids. Gene Ontology annotation, molecular function: transmembrane transporter activity. The transcript is spliced from 15 exons.
GCUAUUGAUGCUAAUGAUACUUAAAGAAGGAUCCCUAAUGUCCCAGCUGGAUCACUGAGCACUUUUCAGAUUCCUGGAGGUGCUGCUGUUUAAAGAGGGAUUGUCCUGAGGACCUGGCCUGUCAUCGAAGCAGCAUCCCUGUGGGUGCUACAUGCAAGUCCUUGACAUUCUGGAAACCAUGGGGAUUGGUAAGAACACCACUGCCAAAUCAGUGGAGGCAGGAGGCUCAACAGAAGGCAAAUAUGAGGAUGAAUCUAAACAUCCCACCUUUUUCACCCUACCUGUGGUGAUAAAUGGUGGAGCAACACCCAGCGGUGAUCAGGAUACAGAGGACACAGAGCUGAUGGCCAUCUAUACUACAGAAAAUGGCAUAGCAGAGAAGAGCUCCUUGGCAGAGACACUGGACAGCAGUGGCAGUUUGGAUGCCCAAAGAACUGACAUGAUUUACACUAUCGAAGAUGUUCCUCCUUGGUAUCUCUGCAUCUUUUUGGGCUUACAGCAUUACUUAACGUGUUUCAGUGGAACUAUAGCAGUGCCCUUUUUGCUGGCUGAUGCCAUGUGUGUUGGAUUUGACCAGUGGGCUACCAGCCAGUUGAUUGGGACCAUCUUCUUCUGCGUGGGCAUCACUACAUUGUUACAAACAACUUUUGGGUGCAGGUUACCCUUGUUUCAAGCGAGUGCUUUUGCAUUCUUAGCACCUGCUAGAGCAAUACUCUCCCUGGAGAAGUGGAAAUGUAAUAAUACAGAUAUAACAGGUACAAAUGGAACAACAGAGCUGCUUCACACUGAGCACAUCUGGUACCCCAGAAUACGAGAGAUCCAAGGUGCUAUCAUCAUGUCCUCCCUGAUUGAAGUGGUGAUUGGUUUGCUUGGCCUUCCUGGCGCCCUGUUGCGAUACAUCGGCCCUCUGACCAUCACCCCCACCGUUGCUCUCAUCGGCCUCUCUGGUUUCCAGGCUGCUGGAGAAAGAGCAGGCAAACACUGGGGUAUCGCCAUGUUGACUAUUUUCCUAGUAUUAUUGUUUUCCCAGUAUGCCAGGAAUGUCAAAUUUCCCUUACCCAUUUACAAAUCCAAGAAAGGAUGGACAGCAUACAGGCUGCAGCUUUUCAAAAUGUUCCCUAUUAUUUUGGCUAUUUUGGUGUCCUGGUUACUCUGUUUCAUCUUCACGGUGACCGACGUCUUUCCCCCUGACAGUUCCAAGUACGGCUUCUACGCGCGCACCGACGCACGGCGAGGGGUGCUCCUCGUAGCUCCCUGGUUCAAGGUUCCUUAUCCUUUUCAGUGGGGACUGCCAACAAUUUCAGCUGCUGGAGUGAUAGGAAUGCUGAGUGCAGUGGUUGCUAGCAUCAUCGAGUCGAUAGGAGACUACUAUGCCUGUGCCAGGUUGUCUUGUGCUCCUCCUCCACCAAUUCAUGCCAUAAACAGAGGGAUUUUUAUUGAGGGUCUUUCCUGUGUUCUGGAUGGAGUAUUUGGGACAGGGAAUGGAUCUACUUCUUCCAGCCCCAACAUUGGUGUCUUGGGCAUCACAAAGGUUGGAAGUCGCAGAGUCAUUCAAUAUGGGGCAGCCUUCAUGCUCCUGCUGGGGAUGGUGGGCAAGUUCAGUGCUCUCUUUGCCUCUCUGCCAGACCCCGUGCUUGGUGCCCUCUUCUGCACCCUCUUUGGGAUGAUUACAGCUGUGGGUCUGUCUAACCUCCAGUUCAUAGAUCUGAAUUCUUCAAGGAACCUGUUUGUACUUGGAUUUUCCAUUUUCUUUGGACUUGUCCUCCCCAGCUAUCUCAAACAGAAUCCACUGGUCACAGGCAUAGCAGGCAUCGACCAAGUGCUGAAUGUCCUUCUCACUACAGCCAUGUUUGUGGGGGGCUGCGUGGCCUUUAUCUUGGAUAACACCAUUCCAGGAAGCCCUGAAGAAAGGGGAAUACGGAAGUGGAAGAAAGGGGUUGGUAAAGGAAGCAAGUCACUGGAUGGCAUGGAAACAUAUGAUUUGCCUUUUGGCAUGAACAUUAUUAAAAAAUACAGGUGCUUCAGCUUCCUGCCCAUCAGCCCCACCUUUGUGGGCUACACAUGGAAAGGCUUCAGGAAAAGCAGUAACUGCAGGAGUUCAGAUGAAGACUCAGAAGCUACAGUAUAGCCUUAGGUGAAAUUAUAUUCUCUAGUUGUAGUAAAAGAUGUAUUUGCAGUUUCUUGCUGAUUUAAGAAGCAUUAAAAUAUAUGUUUUGUAUAUCUGCAUUUAAAUUCUGGAACCAGAGCUGAGACAGAU